Molecule: messenger RNA, 13933 nt
Organism: Hermetia illucens (black soldier fly)
Lineage: Eukaryota; Metazoa; Arthropoda; Insecta; Diptera; Stratiomyidae
Gene: SNF4Agamma
Exons: 13
Coding region: 1931-5461 (1176 amino acids)
Source: RefSeq, a predicted model, not a curated record
GAGUGUACGUACCAAUUGAUAACUCGACUGUGCCUUCCAGUCCAGCUGUCAGUUCCAAUUGUCUUCGCUUCCAAAAUUUCCACGCAUUUCCAGUCUCCCCUUGGCCAGCCGUCAGUUUGCCAGUCAGUUGUCCGGUUGUCGUGGUUGUUUUCGUUUGUUGUGCGUUUUGUGCAUUUCCGUGUUCGCUUGUAGGUCGUCGGAUCUGACAGUUGGUAGCGAAUUUCAAGACAGGAUCUUCCCGAGAGGAAUCGCCCGUUUGCGUCGUCGACGAGCUGCCAUUUCCCAUUGGAGUUUUCCACUUUUGUUUUCAUUCGCGAUUUCGUUGUCGGGGCAGCUGGGCCGAUCGCCGUUGAAGGCGGUUUCGCGGACGAACUGAGAGAUUGUAGCAAGCGUCCGGCUUCAUUCUUCCAUUGUUUGCGCGAACCAACCCGACCCGCAUUGUGGUUUUAUCUAUUCAGUCCAACGGAAAACUCCACGGCUUCCUUGGCCUUGUACGCAUUCGCAGUGCCGCCCGCUCGCAUCUUGUGAAUUGUGCGCGGUCGCGAACAGGGUUUUUUACUCGAUUCCGCUCCUGUGGCGUGCGUAAAGUCUCUACGCUUCUAGUGAGCAAACAGCUGAGCUGUGAGUGCCCUAAUUGGAUCAUCGGAACCUGGCGUGGAAAUUCUCGCAUGCAUUGUGCGGAAAACACGAUUACUCGCCCGCUUUGUUCGCUCGCCUUGUAACGACCUGAUUGCGCGCUCCUCGCAUGCCCCAGCCCCAAGGUUCAGUGUCCGCGCCGUUGAAUUGAAUAUCGAAAUAGAAUCCCGGAAAUCUGGCUGCCCGCCUUCCACUCCGCACCAGAAGACCAGCCGGAAAAUUGGGUUCGCUCCGCAAUCAGCGAAGACGAGGAGACAACGACCGCUAGCGCUGCGCUUUAUCCACAGCGCCUGCUUGGAUACUUCAACGGUUUUCUGGGUGUAAUCAUCUUGGAGCCGGGCUUGAGUCCGCGGCAAUUGUAUCUGAAAAUUUUCCACUGGAUCGCUACCGUGGAAAGUGUUGUGCGGCGCCCAGCUGACGGAUCGCCUGAACCGACCAGUGGAGUUUCGACAAUAAACCGCCAGCUUGUCGGUGCAGCUGGUACUGUGUUUACAGUUGAAUUUGUGUUUCCGCGAACCCCGUCCCUUGUUCCGGGAAGUGCGUACAUUUCACAAAGAGUUUUCCCCGAAAUAUCGACGGCCUCCAGUGUUUUGAAAUUGAAUCGAAUAAAUUAGGCGCCAGAUCGAAUUGGAUUCGUGUGUGCCGUCGCGGCAAAAUUGUGGAUCGGCGGUCCCAAAUCCAGUCUCAAACGGAACGUGAGUGGUUUUGGAAUGAAUCAAGUCAAUUUGGAAGUGCGAAUCAGUGAGGCAGAGUAAAAUUGUGACUCGCAGUGAGUCAGAUUCCGAAGGUCACUCCAGUGUUUUUGAUAGAUCCUGUGCCUUUUUGAGUGUCAAGUUCCAUAGAUAGUGUCUGUGAUAUCGAACUUCCAACUCCCUGUUCAAGGAUCCCCAGACCCAUCUUCGUAGAUUCGUCUCAGACCUCCACUGAAGAACACCAAACCCUGGAGUAAAGAUUCAGUGUUCCAAUUCAGCUGCAAUCUGGGAUAUCACGUUAGGUAACAGUUCCCAGUGGAUAAGGGUCAUUUACGAAAACCUGAACGAUCUCAUCAGUAUACGUAUAAACGCAGUGGAAUCUUUGUGAUGUUAACCCAAAGUGUUAUCUAAACCUACAUUUCCAAAACCAAUCAUUCAAGUGUGAUAGAUACACUCAUCGCACAUAAAUAACAUAUAAAGUUCUUGUAUGUUUGCUACAGUGUCGAUUUCGUUUAUGAAAUUUCCACUGAAAUUCCGGAAAAAUCGUUCCAGAAAAGCAUCAUUAAAUUUCAUUCAUUAUCCGCACCUUAAAACGUAUGUAAAUGGCCACAACAAAAACAGCGACAAACGACAGUGACAAAGCAACAGUUCGGAAUGUCACGCAAGCGACGGAAAACAAUAUAUCGGCAACAAUGGGAUACAAUAAUCACAACAACAACAAUGAUGAGAGCAACACUAAAUCAAAUGGCGUAACUAGUCACAAUGCUCCCAUAAAUACUGGGAUUGGCACUUCCGAGCACAUGCAUGAUCCAUUUUCGAAGUUGUUCGAUGCAUCAAUGGAUGAUUUGGAGCAAGGAGUGCAUAGUUGCGAUUUAGAUAGUGAUUUUUCUGAUUAUGCUUCGGAUCAAAACACUCAGAUACAAACUAACACCUCAAGCCCAGAAAAAGAAAAACGAAAGGUUCGGGUUAAAGAGACAUCAUCGUCUCCAGAAUGUAGCGAUGAUGAGGAUGCCACUGAAGAUGCAAAUGUAAUCCCUGCAGGGAGUAUGCAAUUACUUCCAGUGAUCAAUAGCUAUCGGCAAUUAUUGCCUGUUGACAUGAUUAAUAAUAAAUUAAUGUUAUUCCGACCCUAUUCACUUUCAUUCCAAGAACGUCGUCGCCUCUCGCAAUGCAAAGAAGAGGACGAAUUCGAAGAAGCUAAUGAAAAGCAAACGCAUCCACAUCCACAACCACCACCGGGCAAAUCGACCAAAACGGAUAAAGCCCCGUUGAAUAUAGCUGCAGCGAAUCAAAAUCGGUUACAAAAAGAUGAUCCUUCUCCAAAAACACCUGAAUCGCCAAACUCAACGAUUGUAAAAGGGAAAUUUGUCGUCACUAAAACGACAAUGGAUGCAGAGCCCAUACUCCGCUCGGAAGCUAAGAACUUGCAGAAAAUGGUACCUCGUCAGAAUGCUAUGACUAUUCACUUUCCUUGUAGUUCCAGCGCCGCUGGCUAUUCGUCCGUAAAGGGUCUAUUUUCACCACAAGGAAAAUUGACUCCACAUUUAGAUAAGAAGUUUUUCGACACAUCGCUGGUGGAAAUUCGUGCAACGAAUGAUAGUACGAAAUCAUUAGAUGAAGGUGAUACUUUUAUUCGGGAUGAAGUUUGGUUACCCAGGCCAAAACCUAAGCCUAAACCACCCGCUGAUGAAAGUUCCCUGAGUAGUAAUGAGGAGGAUAAAGAUGCCACGACAAAAGCACCAGGAGGACCCCGACCCUCGAGUGCGCCUAUUGAACCAAAUGCAAAAGCUGCAAAGAAGGAGUCAAAGCGGCUGGAGAAAGAGGCAAAGCGACAUGAAAAAGAACUACGUCGAGCUGAAAAAGAAACCCGCAAAGCAGAUCGUGAAACUGCUCGCCGUCUUGAGCGUGAAGCAGCCAAAUUGGAAAAGAUUAAUCGCAGCAACGUAGAAAAGAUGACUCGCAGUACGGAACGUGUGGCACCACGAUCGGGAUCACUGGAGCGUCGUAGAAGUGGCGAAGAUUCGCCGGUUCUGAAUCAAUCGACAGUUCACGGUUUUGCAAGUCCAAGUCAUCGGCCGACUUUAUUCGAUGUAUUCCGGCCGAGAGCAAAAGCUGAAGCGAAACAGGCACGCCGAGAAAAGGAUAUACAGAAAUCCAGCAGUUCAGAUAAAGACAAUAGCAGUCCGGCUAGUAGUACACAUAGUGGAUCUGGUGGCAUAAUGCAAACGAUGAAAUCAGCCAUACAACAUACAGGCCUUAUUGGCGGACAUCGCCAUCAUAGUGGAAAUAGCGGAGGAACAACUGCAACACCAAAGUACAAUAGGGAUGGUUCUGCUCAUCCGCAUACUGGAAGCGGUGGCAGUGAUGCUCAGUACUAUCAUACAGUUACGGCGGGUCGUCGGGUAGAUGUUUCCCGGUCGCCAAUGACCAAAGUUAUGGAUUUAUUCCGGCAUCGAUCCAAUUCAGCAGUUUCAGAGGCGGACAAACGAAAAGCGCGUGCCGCUGCGCAUCAACAACAACUAGCUGCUCAAAGUGCGCAUAUGCGAAGAGCCUCAGCCGACUUAGAGAAACGCAGAGCUUCGCUUGGUGCUAGCCGUGGCUUACGAUCGGAUGGUACGUUAGAUCCAUAUCAUGCGGCUAUACUUUUCCGUGAUUCAAGAGGGUUACCAGUUGCUGAUCCAUUUUUGGAAAAAGUUAGCCUUUCUGAUUUACAAGAAGACGAAUCACAGAUAUUUGUUAAAUUCUUCCGUUUUCACAAGUGCUAUGAUCUAAUACCUACGUCGGCUAAAUUAGUCGUAUUCGAUACUCAAUUAUUGGUUAAGAAGGCAUUCUACGCUCUAGUGUAUAAUGGCGUUCGUGCAGCACCAUUAUGGGAUUCACAAAAACAACAAUUCGUUGGAAUGCUCACUAUUACAGAUUUUAUUAAAAUUUUGCAAAUGUACUAUACAUCGCCCCAGACAUCGAUGGAUCAAUUGGAAGAACAUAAAUUGGAUACAUGGAGAAAUGCUCUCCAUAACCAAGUAAUGCCUUUAGUCAGUAUCGGACCUGAUGCGUCACUUUACGAUGCUAUCAAAACCCUGAUCCACAACAGGAUUCAUAGGUUGCCAGUCAUAGAUCCGCUGACAGGAAAUGUUUUGUACAUAUUAACCCAUAAAAGAAUACUUAGGUUCCUGUUUUUAUAUAUUAAUGAAUUACCAAAGCCAUCAUGUAUGCAGAAGACGCUGCGAGAGUUGAAGAUUGGGUCAUAUGAAAACAUAGAGACUGCUACGGAAUCAACUAGCAUUAUUACAGCUCUACGGAAGUUUGUUGAACGACGAGUUUCAGCCCUACCGCUAGUUGAUAGUGAAGGGCGCCUAGUUGAUAUUUAUGCAAAAUUCGAUGUUAUUAAUUUAGCAGCAGAGAAAACGUACAACGACUUGGAUGUGUCCUUGCGAAAGGCCAAUGAACAUCGAAACGAAUGGUUCGAAGGCGUACAAAAAUGCCAUUUGGAUGAGACGCUUUACACAAUUAUGGAAAGAAUUGUUCGGGCCGAAGUUCAUCGUUUAGUAGUUGUGGAUGACGACAAAAAAGUUAUUGGAAUCAUUUCAUUGUCAGAUAUUCUCCUCUAUCUGGUCUUAAACCCAACUGGAGAAGGGAUGGGUGGCAAUGAACAUUCAUUACGAGCCACUGAUCCCAAGUUACAAACAAGGACACCCGAUGACGAGGACAAUUCAAAUCGAACACCAUCAGGUUCAGGCAGUCGUAGCUUAAUUGAGGAUAUCCAAGAAGAGGAUGCGAAGGAGGAAGCAGUAUGCACUCCAAAGAAAGAUGAAGAUAGCGAAGGAGGAACUAUUGCCACCGCAAGUGCUGAUGACAAAGCCAAUGAAGUCACCGAGCCGAGCAGCGAAAUUGAUGCUGAUGUCAACAAAUCGCAGGGCGAUGCUGCGGACGAUUCACUCCCAAAAGAGCAACCAGUGGAUGAUGCUGUGAAGGAAUCAUCGCAAACACAACUGAUUGAGGAUUGUGUGUCGUUGAAGAAGGACGAGACAGAGAAAAACCUCAACUCACUUAGUUCUGAGGACUCCAAUCUUCAUCCGGAACCCACGUUAAACAGCGGUGUUCACGUCCGAGAGGUGGCGAUGGUUAGCGAAUAGAAGGGAAAAUAACAAAAGUAAAUAUAAUUGAUAAUAUUAAUUAAACAACAAAAACAAAUAGAAUAUAAAAUGUUCUUCAUUGCGCGAAACCAGCGAAUGUAAUUAAUUUGAGGAAACUGGAAAUGCCAGUACAAUACAUGCAGCAACAGAAUUUUUUUAGCGAUAGCGGGAAGAGAGAAGUAAAAUUGAAGGAAAGAGAAUGAGACAGACGGAAAAAACGCAGAAAAAAACAGUAUAGGGCAAAUCAGAAAGAGGCACUGUAUCCUUUUUCUUUCAAUAAUAAUUUUAGUUUGUUUUUUUUCCUGUUGCUAUCAUAUGUGUAAUUCCUAGAUACUGUUUUAAAAUAAUAAAUUUUUUCUAAUUUAUUUUUCUCUUAAUUGAAAAAUACAAACAAAAACAACAAUGGAUUAUGAAACGGAGAAAAUACAUAAAAAAACUUAAAUGAGCAUUUUAUUUAUUUAACAUGAAUUCAGCCCUAGUUUUUAUAGUCUAUGUAUAUUUGUACUUCAUUUAUUUCGGACGAAGAUGAGUUUGUUACCUCGACAAGAAAAAAAUAUAAUUAUUCCAAGCAACAAAUAAAUGGAAGCAAAGGCAAAUAUUAGGGAUAUUGUUGUGGACUGUUCUCAUUCGGCAUCUGUAAUCAAUUUUGAGAAAAUUUACAACAAUGAAAAAUGUAUUUCCACUAAAGGAGGGAAACCACAUUAGAAGGCAUUUUUAAGGUUUUGUGUAAAACAAAACCUUAUUAAAAUUGAUUCACUGUCUGUCUGUCUGUCACACGCACUUUUCUCCAAAACGGCUAAACCCAUACGAGCGAAAUUUCAUGGACAGAUCCCAGAAUCCCACGCAUACUGCGACUUACAUAAAUUUUGGUGAAGUUUAAAUCGGGGCUCCCCAUACAUGCGAAGGGCAGAUUUAAAUUUUUUUUCAGCAGAUAUAGUCGUGUGGUACAGUAGCAAAUGAAAGGUCGCGCUUGUUAUCUGAAAGAAAAAAGCAUUUAAUUUUACAUUACUAACUAAUUUUCUAAGAAUAUGAACCUCAAUGCAGCUGAAAAUAGUCAAUUUUUUUUUUUCAAAUUUCAUCAUUUUUUCAUUAAUUAUGCAAAAAAGCACUCUUAAAAGUAUGAUAUCACCUCAAAUGUUGGUUCAAUUCUGAGUAAUUUUGUAAGGAAUUAUGGCUCCAAAUUUAGCAAAAUAAAAAAAAACUCAUUUUGAGAAAAGCACGUUUCUAGAAAAAUUGUUUGGAAAAUUCCCUUUUCGGAUAUGAAGACAUUUAUCACCCUUAAUUACGAACAAAAUAAAGUUACAACAAAUAGAAAUGCACUGAUGCAUAUGACUGACCCCAAGUAUUUAUAUUUAUAUAUUUAUAUUUAGAUAACGCUACAAAAUUUUGUGAGGACAUAAGGCGACUGCCUUCUAGUCGGUGGAACCUAAUCCUGUACCCCAUAAUCGCUCGGUUCUACGUCCAUAAAAUCUAAACGACCAUUUUGCUUUGCUAUGCAAUAAAAAAAGCCGAUUCUGCAAACUUCCUAAUAUGGUUUCCUCUCUCAAGCGCUCUACACUAGAAUAUAUGGAAGCUACAAUUUUAAAUUAUAAAAUGGAAUCAUGUUCGUUGGACAGUAAAACUAAAGGAUAGAAGAAAUUCAUCAAAGUUGGUAUCAGCUUACGUCCGGAACUAUUCAAAUCACAGACAUAGUUGAGGGACCACAUAUAACACGGUAUACCCCGAAUCUGCAUUUUUCACUUUGUAUUCGUUGAAAUUAUUUUGUUGUGAUUUCCACUUGGUAUUAAACGAGGAAGGUCAUAUCAAGAGUCCAAAGUAUUGUAUGCAUUGAAAGGUACAAUAAAAAGUAGAAAAAUAAAAUAAGAGGAGUCCAACUUCUAAUUUCCCGGAAGAGAUGAUCGUUAAUAAAGGAACAAGCUCUUUAUAAAGUAUAUGCAUGCAAUUUUGAACUCCAGCAAUAUAUUCUUCCCAACAAUUUUAUUGAAUAUUCUCCAGUGUCCAGGAUCUCAAUUACUUCAAAUACAUUUGAAUUUCCGAUCGUUGUGUCGUAAAAAAAAAAUCUAGAGACUGCAACUCAUAAAAGGAUUACGUCAAUUUUCCAUUUAUAGGUAGAUUUAUCUACAAUCAGAAACAUAGGAGACAUUGGAGAAAUGUGAAAUAGUAAUACUAUUUGAUGAUGAUGAUGUUUGUCCCUGAAGAUACAUAAUCUAUGGUUUUUGUCCAUUAUUUUUCUCGGCGAAAUAUAUUCUGUGGAAAAGGGCUGAGAAGGAAGAACGCACGGGGGGAGGCGGUUAGGACCGUUCCAUUUAAACGAGUUUAGCGGUUGCAUCGUCGUGCAGCUCCCUUUGUCGGCAUGCCCCUGAUUUUAUUCUGAAUCGCCCUUCUCAAUUUUUUUAGGGUCUCACGGAUUCUUGCUGCAAUAUCGAGCUUAUAAUCCGCCUGAUAUGUUAGACGGUAAUUUGAAAAAUUCUCGACUACAUCUGGCGAAGUCGAUCCUUGUGACGCGGCCUUACUACCGACCGGGUUAUAGGCCAAAGAAGAAGGGAAAGGGAGAUAUGUAUGAUAUGAUAGAGAUAUAUAUAUGAUAGAGAACCAUUAUCCCCAGAUAAGAAUCUGUCUAUCUCGUUGAAUGUGAGACAAUUAGGAGAUCAGUUUAUGUGAGAAGUACCUUGAUCAGGUUUCUGCUAUAGGCAAACCUUAUCAAGCAUUGCCCAUUUUCAUUCAAUAUACCAGGGAAACCGCAUCCACCAACUGUUUCUCUGAGUGUUUAUCGUUCCCGAUUUUUGGUUUGAAAUAUAAUAUCUCAUUUAGGAAUAGUGAAUCGAAUCCAGUCUAUUUUAAAAAUUUUCUUUGACUCCGUUGUUUUUAACUUAAACUGGAUAGUAUGGAAAUGUGGUUAGUAUUGAAAAAUCUGAUAAUCUGAUGCAAAUCCCAAACAAUCGUUCGUUCAUGGAUGUGAGAUAAUUGAAUUUCUUCAUCUCCUGAGAAUAUGGCUUCAAAUUUUAGCUUUCUUAACAGCGGAUAAGGCUGAAAAUUUAAUUUGGCGAGUGAAGCGUUGAAAAGGAAAAGAAAACGCGACACGUUGAAACCGUGCAUAGUUGAGCGGUGACGUAUCUUUUGUGUGUUUUCGGGGUCUUGUUUGUCGCUAACAUCGCCAUCCCCCCAUGUUUUCACCCUAAGAAAAAUUACGUUUACAACUCUACUCCCAGAAAACUCAACCCCUAGACAUCAACAGUUGUAUAUAAUGAGUAUGAAAACUUUUUGCAGGAUUUCCAGAAAAUUUUACAGAAAAAUUAAAGAACAAUGUAAAGUAAGAUUAAGGACGUGAAGUAAAUUUUCAAUUUUUGCUUCAACUCCCUCCAAAAUCGUCGAUGUCGAUUUGUCUGUCACACCCACUUUUUUCGAUUAUGAAUUUGAAGAUGUGGGAAUCAUGUUGCGCUGAUUGCUAUACAAUAUAAGGAGGCCCUUCCGCUGUAAUGACUCACUCCAUGAAGACUGUUCCGAAUUCGAUGUCAAACUUCUCAAACAAUAUUUUAGCAUUAUACGGGGGCAGUGUUGUUAUAAAAUCUAUCGUUCAUUGCUUCAUCAUUGUCUUCCGUGGAAGCAUUGGCAUUGAUGAGCUAGACCUUGAAAAAUUUAGCAUUUGGAACACUCACAAUCGCUCGUUGAUGGGGAUGAUGGGUGUAACUUGGGACUUCAGUUGGCUCUAGUUGCCCAGUUGAAUGCAUUUUUGACAUCCAGUGUCAACACGUCACCGUGCUUAUUGUAACGACCGUAGAGUAAGCGCACCGAAUUCCAUAUUGGCGCUCCGACAUACCAUUGACACUUUCGACAAUGCCUAACAGUCUGGGUACUUAUUGUCGCUGAUUUUACCAUAUAUUUCCCACAGCCCCUCCACGGUAACCGGAAGUACCACGCUUUCGUUGGCCGUUCGCCUUUCGCUAUUUUAUUAGGGAGGAAACAGAGUGGUAACAAUUUAUUUCAAAAGGGACGGGCAGGUCACCUGAGGUCGUCUUCGUAGCCUUUUUACUACCACCCUGUAAACCCCACCAUAGGAUUUACGUGGAUGUCUUUGCACAACUGUUUGAAGCAGUCCCUUUUCUUCUUGGGAAGUUGCCCCGCAGUUUUCUUCAUUCCGUGUCUCGACCUUCACUGUCAGGCUUUCCUGUACAUGUGGAUUGCUUUCCACUUUCGCUUUGAUGCACCCACCGGGUGCUUUGUUAUUGCCUGAAAGGCGUGUUCUCCCCAAGUUCGUAGCGCUGUUUGACCUAAAUGUCACUGUGAUUUCGAUAUGGCUGUGAUUACGGUCAAUCGACGUCUUUCUCGCGAAUGACUUGCGAAAGUAAGUCUUGUGUCGGCUGGCACUGGUUUAGGUUGAUUUGUGGCCCUCCGCUCUGCACCUCCUGCAUUCCUUCGGCUUGUCAUCCACACUGCUACAUGCCUUCGUGAUGUUACCGAAGCCAAGGCAUCUAAAGUUGCUUUUCAAUGCCACCUGCUUGCUAGGACAACACGUAACCCAGCCUAUUCUUACUUUAUCUGCUGCCAACAGUUUAAGAGCUGCCUCCACUGGCAGACUGCUGAUGGCGGUUUGUUUCCCACCGUAAACUUGUCUCAUCAAUACCCUUGCCGAUUAUAGAGAUCUGGCCUACUAGUCCUUAUAUCGACUUCCUGUCCUUAGGACUUUCGAGUUUAGCUUCUGAAUUUGUCCGCGGUUACCGGAUAUUGAUUUUAUCCAUAACUAGACAGUCGUGGCGUUUUCCAUCAAUUUUAAUGUUAUAUAGACAAGGGAAUCGUCGAUCGUUCUGUAGGGAGGAGGAGGAUUCUUCUCUUGAACGCGGCUAAGAGUUCGCAAAUUUUAGUACUAGGAACCCAAAUAUUCGAGGAAUACAUGAGGACUGCCGAGAUCAUUGUCUUGUACAGUAAAAGCUUUGACUCUAUGGUGAGACGUUUCUAGCAGAACAGUUUUUGUAAACUGAAAUAGGCUUUGUUGGCUACCGUACGCGGAUUUCGUGGUCAUAGCUGUUAUCAGUUGUGAUUUUCAAUCCUAGAUAGGAGAAAUUAUCAACGGUUGGAAAGUUGCACCAGCGCUAUUUUAUGUUUCUUUCAUUUCUGGUGCUGACGUUACCACCAUAUAUAUAUCAGCAUAGACCAGUAGUUGGGUGGACUUGAGGAGCACAUUACCUGUCACAUUUACAUCAGCAUCACCAAUCAUAUUUUCCAGGGUGGUGAAUGGUCUCGAGAGUGAUUCUGCAGCUUUCAUUUGGCCUCGCGCGUUGGCAAGUCAGUCUUAUAAAUUUAGUUUGGACGCCGAUUUCUCUCAUGUGUACAGUUUUAUCUUGGCUAUGCUAUCAUUGGAUAGCGGAAUGGUUGACGGGGUAGAGCGCCUCUGGGUUCGAAACCUAGUCGUUAUGGGUGUCUGUGUUUGUCUUGUAUUUGUCUCGCUGCUGUGAGCUUAUCAUUUGUACAGCGUUAAGUGUGAAGAUAAUGAAACUGAAACAAAGAGACUGUGUUAGGGCAUCUACCCAUCCAAACACUAUGUCCAUGAUUUCCAUGUUCCAACAAUUUUUCCAUCGAUUUCCGCAGAGAGAAAAUCGGAUUUGCUGUUGAUGUGCCUGGAGUGAAGUCUCUUUGGUAUGUGCCGAUGAUAUUCCGGCCUAGCAAGAUAAUGAAAAUAUAUUAUAGAUGAUACUCGGCGACAUUAUACCUCUACAAUUGCUGCACCCCCUGAUAUAUAUGGGACAGAUAAUGUCUCGUUGGCAGUCAUUAGAUAUUGAUUCUCUGUCAUAAACCUUAAGCCAAUGAAACUGCAUACAGGAAAUUAAUUUCCCGGCGCAUUGCUUGUUUUUGUCUGAUGAAAGAAAAACAUUGCGCUUGUUCUUCUAUGGAGUUAAUACCGCGAAGGUAAUGCAUAAGAUAGGGAAACAUGCACAGUUAGCUACUUCGUGCCGCCUAGAAACUCGAUUUGAUUCUCCUGCAUGUUGCCUUCUUGCCUUGAAGAUAAGUUGGCGAACCGUUUGAUGUAGUUGGUCGCCGCCUCCAUAUUUAACGAAUUCGGCUGUAAUGCCAUCGCCUCGUGGUGACUUAGAUCCAUGCUUAGUGGCGGGACCUCUAACUCGCCGAUCUCCUAGUUGUUGACCAAUUUAUCGAUAUGCUCAACCCCUCGGUCCGAUAUGCCCAUAUGGUCGGAAUUCACAUUUCCCUCUUUACCUCGGCAGGAUGAGCAUCGCCCAGUGCGGUUACUCCCUCUACUUCUCGAGUUGAUAGAUCUGUUGGUUCUCUCGAGCUUCCUUUUGCCGCCUGUGAAGUUGCUUCCCCGGCCGAUGGAGUUCGUGAUAGGUGUCUGUGCGUGGCCGCGCUUUUUGAUAUUACAACAUUGCCUAGCUUACAUUCAUCCUCAAGACAGGUGCAACAUGUCAACGUGGUCAUAGUGGUCCGAAUCUGCUUUGGCCGUUCAUCGAGGCUGAGAGGUGGCGGCGUUCGAUUAGCACGUGGUUAAUUCAGUUGAAAGUGGUUCCAACUGGAGAAGCACACGUAUGGUUGUGGGCCGCUUUCUUCGCACACUACGUAUUUCCAAAGGCGAUUGCAUGUGAUUCUGCUAGUUUGAUAAUCUGUAGUCCAAUGUCAUUGGUAGUUCUAUGCAAGCUAUGGGAGCCGACCUAUUGCUUGUCAACAUUUCCAAGUAUAAUUUUGGUAUCCAACCCGAAGAUUCAUUCCACUGUGUAUUAGAAGGUAUCCUCCUGCGACUCUGCCCUCUCCUUCUUAGGGAUGUGACCAUUAAUGAGGCUUAUAUUUCAAAAUUUGCCUCACAAGCACUUAGUACUAUGCACUUUUCCUACCUUUUGUUUAUGUUUUUGAACCUGAUAACAAGGAGUCCAUGUUCAUGAGAAAAUGCGUAAAUCGUUGGUCCAUUUUUUUUGCGAGGCUCCUUGCGUGGCCUCAUAGCUAUAGUUUUCCGUAUAGAACUGUCAGCCUUACCCAAAUCCCAAUCUGGAGGGCCAGUUGGUACAAGUUGUGUCGUUUUUAGGCACUCGUCUUCAUCCUUCUCUGUUUGCAGGUUUCAUUAAGAAAGAAUUCCCAGCGAUCACCACGUAGAGCCAGAGAGAGAAUUUGGUAGUAGAGUUGUUGGUGUCGGUUCAGUGAGUGUUUCCCAGUUUUCACUCUCCAUCGUGAGUAUCAACCCACAUUUCGCUAUGGGACAUAUACUAUCCUUGACCGCCCCAUAUUUUUAACCAUUGUAAAACCUACUUAAGAUGAAUUGACAAAAUCAAACUAUUGAUGAUGUUCGAAAGGACAGAUCACGCUCAAACUCUGCGUCAAUAGAGGGUCAGUUGUGUCAAAUUAGUGACAAAAAAACGAACAGAGUUUUUUAUUCUUCAGGUCAACUUUUUAUUUUGUGAGUUUAAUUUUCAGUUUUCUUUUGGGGGGAUCGUCAAUUGGUGAAACCAGUCUCUUUCAUCAAAGCUUGGGAGAUUACUGCUUAACGUGAUGAUUACGAGAGAAUGGUAUCACGACAGUUCGAAAUUAGUGUAGUUUCUUCCAAAUUGAUGUGCCAGUUCUGAGUACAGUUCUUUACUUUAUCAUCAGCCGUCUGAAAAUUUUUAUCAAAGAUGUCUGCUACCAACUUAAGCCCUUGUGGCCCUUAGCAUUUCGUAAUAAACGUUCUUUAGCUAUAAUAUUCCGGGUGCAUGCCUACAGUAAUAGGGACAGUGCUUUCUUCCUGAUACAAUAGAGAAGGGUUCGAAUGAAAUACAUUGAUAGGCCUAAACGAUAUUGCAAUAAAAAUUGAACUAUGCGAACUAAAUAUAGGAAUCGAAUGCUAGAUCAAAACUUAUAUUUAACAAAUACAGACGAAUAAGGUGUAAAAAGUCCAAUAUUUAAUGGCAGUAUUUAGCGAAGGGUGUGUAAAAAUAAUAUGUACAGCUUAUUUUUUGCAUUCGAAGAUAAAAUUGCUAGACAUUUUCAGAUUUUACGCAAAGCAACAAUAUUUAACUCCAAAAAUACUUGAAAUAGCAAUAAAGAAUCUACAAAUUUCUACUAUAGUUGCAUGAAAGAGUCGAUAAGGAUUUACACAAGUAAAUUGUAGCUUACAAGCAGUAAUAUAUAAAUGAAAGUAUCUUGAAGAGCAGAAAGCAAAUAAGAAUUAUAUUUUAUAUUACCAUACACUCAGAUAAAAUACAGUAAAUUACAAAGAAUCAGCAAUCAAUGAUUUGUCCAUUCAUGUACAAGAAGAAACGAUAAGGAAAGGAUAAAAUGUAGUUUAACGAGGAGUAUUAGAUGAGAAGUGCUUACUUAAGAAACCAACAAAGUGAAUGUAUCUUUAGUAAUCCAAUUAUUAUAAAAUUACAAGUUACUAGUGGACUUCAGUUAAGGCUUAAAAUAUCCUCCAAUGCUGUUAGAGGAAUAGUGAAGCAAAUAUUGUUAUUUGUAAUGGAUAAGUCAAUAUAUUCUUAUUACAGAAAAAAUUUAACAUAA